UUAGGGUUUAGUUUCACUCUCGUCAUUCUCGUCUCUCCCAAGCCAGACCUGCGGCCUGCGCAUCCAUCUUGAAGCCAAAACUGCCGCUUAGUCUCUUGUACGCCAUCAAACUCGAAGAACUGAGUCAUCCUCUAUACAGUUUGAAGUAAGCUGAAGUUCUGACUCGCUGAUCCAGAGACAAAAUCCAUUAUAUUGUUAAUGCACUUCUCAGUUCUCACUGUUGGUGCUACAAGCUCAAUGCUUACAACAUUUUGAUUCUAUUAUCAGGUGAAAUUCUAGUUUGUUGUCUCUUGUAGGUAUAUCCUAAGUACUUCAGGUAUGACUAAGUUUCACUAAAUUAUAUUGUUUUGCAUUGAUUUUCAAUUCUAUCUUGUGCUAUACAUUCGUCUACUACUCACUACUUUAAGGGAUAUACAGUGAAGCCGAGCCAUUUGGCUUAAAUGGUUUUCGAAUGGCGAAUUGUCUACAAUAGAAUAGUCAUGUUUCUACAGGGAAACUUGAGGUUUGACAGUAGCUCUGUUUCUCGUGUAUAUUGGAGUCUUCGAUUGAUUGGUUGUGUGUCAUCCCAUUUUAUGAGUAAAUGGAAAAGAAGAACGUUCAUAGUUGAAGUAUUCAUUGGAGAAGAUGGUCUCGGGUCAUCCAUUAAUCUGAUGGGAACUAUAUAUUCGAAGAGUAAUCACAGUAAAGUCAUUUAUGUACUACAGAUUCAGCUUUCUUUCCUAGCUUCUCCUACUUUGGUUUUCUUAAUGAUGGUGUUUAGUAACUUGUUGGCGGGAUAUGUGUGUGUGUUUGUGUGUGUUUUUUAAUGUCUUUAAAUUUGGGUAGUGUUAUAUCAUAUAUUUCUUGCAAUUACAUGUGGGAGUACUUGCUUCAUCUAUUUCCUUAAUUUGUGUAUUGAUAGGAUCAAUAGUUUGCUAAUUUAUAUAAUAGGGAUUGCUCAUUUGUUCUUGAUUCAGCACCGAGUCUUUUACCUUAACUGUUUUGGUUUAAGGCUUGUUGGAACGAUAGACUUCACUGUAAGAUACCUUAACUCUUGUAUUACUGCAUUUCUAGUGAUGAGCCAUGUAUGUAUUGAUAAUGCAUGACAGGUUUGGCAAGAACUUAUAAUUUCAAGAUUAGUUGUACAGAGAUACUAAGGUAACUAUGUGUUGCCUUUGAACGUAUUAUUUCCUUGUACAGGUUUUGCCCUCCUAUUGAUCUGCAAUGUUUCUCGACGCCUAUCAUACCUUGGUUGAGGCCGGUUAUUGCUUUGCCUCUCAAUGAAUAUGUACUGUGGCUGAUUAAUGAUUUUUCCAUCCACAAAUAGGUCUGCUUUCACUUAGUAUGAUAGCUCUUCAGAAAUCAAAGCGCCAAAGCCAGUUUAAGUUGUUGUACAAACAGAGUAAAUCUUUUUCUUGGCCUCCUCUUCAGUCCCAACAACAGAAGCUGUGAUUUUAACAUAACUAUUGACCAUCUCUUCCUCUGACGGUUUCGGGUCGAGGAACUCCAUAACGAUUAGCCAGUGUUCGUAGUCGCAUCCGUCCGGUAGAAUCGUCUCUUUAGGGGGGCGGUUGGUCCAGUUCGGUGAUGGGUCAUUCAAGGGAGAAUAACUGGGGCCGGAUGUCUUGAAGCGGGUCUGACCUAACUGUUGUGUCUGAAGCUGAAGAUUGUGAUUAAGAAGAACAAGGACGACGAAGCGAAGGUGAGAAACAAUUGACGGCGAUGACAGAGCACGAGAAAGGCAGGAGGCUAGUGCCCGUCUGGCCAUGAAUGUUUGUAAUGCCACUUGGAGAAGCAAGUUCGGCAUAUAAAAAGAGCAUCUUUGAGGAAGCACGUGUUAAAGAAGAACCAUUCAAUUGUAUUUUUUACCUUUUGGGCAAGUACAAAAGUGACAUCCAUAAUUCUGAUUACAUCUAUAAUUGGUAGAAUUUGAAGAUUUAUUCAAGUGAACAAUUGUAAUAUGUCAUGCAAUAAAGUCCAGUUUUUAAUUUUUUGGCUGCUAGCGAGUGUUUUUAAUGGUGUGUUAAUACGAUUUUUGUCUUUGGCCUUGUCAAGUACUCAAGUUUACGAUGUUCCAAUCCGCUGGAGAAUUUUAUGUUGAUUUAGAAGCUUUAAACAUCUGCAAUACUCGAGUGGUGAUUUAUUUAUUUUUUAAAAAAAAUUACUUUUAACGUCGGUUUUGUCUACAACCGACGUCAUAAGUUUUUUUUAUAUUUUUGUGAAAAUACGUUUAACAUCGGUUCCGGGAAACGACUGACGUAAUAAGUAUUUUUUUUUGAAGUUGUAUUCGACGUCUGUUUUUUAGAGUAACCGACGUGGUAGGUUAUAUUCAUUUUUUAAAGCACACUUAUUACGUCGGUUUGUUAACCGACAUCAAAUGUCCAUAUCUUUUACGUCUCUUACUUACAUGUCGGUUUGAAAACCGACGUUAAAGGGUCAAAAUAACCGACAUAAUAGCCCCUUUGUGUAGUAGUGCAUGCAGGGUAUGGGACAAGGUUAGAGUUUGGAUUGGACUUGGACACGAGAUGAACACGCUCCUUAGUGCAAUCAAAUGGAUCACCAAGACGCGCAAAGGAGCAACAAUGAGAGCCAAGGCUGCCCGACUUGCAUUCUGUGCUGCGGUCUACUAUAUUUGGCACACGAGGAAUGAGGCCAGAUUUGACGAAGGGAGGAAAACGGAGGAGGAUGUUGUUGCGAAGAUCAAGCAUGUGGUAUACAAGAUACUCUUUAGCAUCUACCCACAUGACUUGAAUGACUUUUGAGUGGAGUCAAGCACUUUUUGGAUGCCACGGCACCGACUUAUACAUUUGGACUUGUGUGCGUGCACCUUGCAUCAUCGUUCAUAGUUUUGAUUUUUGACUUAUUGGCCGUAUAUUUCUGCGUAUAGGCCAUGAUUGACUUAGACUAGACUAUAAGCCUCUUCUUACCCUCUCCUUUUCUUACGUAAUACUCC
This is a messenger RNA of Cuscuta europaea, 2932 nucleotides long. Lineage: Eukaryota; Viridiplantae; Streptophyta; Magnoliopsida; Solanales; Convolvulaceae. The record is from the annotation of a GenBank genome assembly.